This is a messenger RNA of Tribolium castaneum (red flour beetle), 4001 nucleotides long. RefSeq lists its product as uncharacterized. Gene Ontology annotation, molecular function: protein binding. The transcript has 11 exons. The record is from RefSeq and is a predicted model, not a curated record. The coding region runs from base 346 to 3507 and encodes 1053 amino acids. NCBI's taxonomy places the organism in Eukaryota, Metazoa, Arthropoda, Insecta, Coleoptera, Tenebrionidae.
UAGAUAACAUACGUGGUGCGGCCAUUCACAGUUGUAGACAAACGCUCCCAGAGUCUCAAUGAAUUAGAUGAAGCAAGGUCGGGUAGGAGCGGGGGCGUUUCCAAGAUGUGAUGUUAGGUCCCUGAAGAAGGGGUCACAGUAGUGCUCGAGACGGCGCCGAUGGCGAAGUGUGGAAAGUGAAUAAGAGCAAGCGACUUUGACGCGCGAAUCGCGUGUGUGUGCGUGUUUUGGUGUGAAAUGUGUGAAGGAAAUUGGGGGUUUUCUAUGGAGGAUAAUGAGCGAGCUGGACCAAGCUGAGGCGAAAAUCAUCUCCUCGACAUCCGCUCCAUUAAUCAAUGAUUCAAGAUGCAAACGAAGAACAUAAAUAUCGAAAGGGCGCCCAACAACAGCACAGAUGGAGGCGGUACACGCAUCAGUAUGCCUGAGAAGACAGUCUUAAUGAUACAGCGCGGCCCCCAUAAUUUUUUCGACGGUCUGCAGACGAAUGGAGAUGCAGACAGCGGUGCUCCACCGUUGCCACCCAGAACGGCCCUCAUUUUCACCCCUUUGCCCGCCGUUUCUAAACCACAAGUUGAGGUGGAAGGUUAUGGGCCCUACAAACCGGUUCCACCCCCAAAACCUCUACCCCAACAGCCUAUUUCGUCCCAACAAGGCUGUCUCACACCGCCCCCCUACAGGAUGCCCCCGUACCCCCUGUACAAUGAGCCUAGUAUUCCGGGAGCCACAGGUUUAGAUACUAGUCCUGCCACACAAGGGCUGCACACACACUCCAGCAAGUUUCCGAUCGAAAGAGAAGUGAUUUUGUCCAGUACGGACAAGAACUCGAAGAUCCCCAUUCUUCACGACUACAAGAAACGAACGAAAGGUGCCAUCGCUCCUGACGUCCCACCCAAACAAAUGGCUGCGUGGACGGCACAGGGCCAAACCCACCAGAUUCUGAGCCCUGAUCAGAAUCACACGGGAAUGGUACAAUCCCCACAUCAGCAAUCCGAGCAAAACGCAGUCUUCCGAGCCACUUACCACCCACCUCCGCAAGAAUAUUACAACGGACAAGCCAAUCCAUCAACUGGUGCUGUGCCGAGACAGUCGUGGCAUGGGGGCGACAACAAAUCCACUCCACGCCCUUACCCAGAAGACUUCUCCCAAAGCAACUCCCAACAAGUGACCGUACAAAUCGAACAACCGAAAGAACAAAAAGACAAAAAGAGUAUGACAAAGACAUACCACACCAUCAAAGACAUCAUUUCGAGUAGGUUCAAGAGUAGCAAAGACAACACCGAGGAAAAAAGUGAAGAACCCGGCUUGAACAACGUGGCGGAGGAAUUAAGGCGUAGCCAAAGAAACAUAGGAGAGGAACAACAAGAAAAAAAGACAGAACAAAACAUCUACGGCAAACCCAGAAUUGAUCCGAACAUUUCGCACCAACAGCACCAAUACAAUCAGCACAUCAUGCUCCAAGCGCAGCAAUACCAGGUCAACCAACAGCUCAAAAUGCAACAAACGAUGUACCAGCAGCAGCUAGUGCAAGCAAGGAGCCAGGAAAUGUUAGUCGCAAGACCGGAAGAACAAGUCUAUUACCAGAAUGCCUACGGGGCGACGCCCCAAAGGCCCGGAAAUAGAUUCGUCUCGCCGGCGAAUCGGGAACAGAACUACGUACAAAUGCACCAUUCGCAAUUUCCAGCCAAAGAAAAGGACGACCGACGCCAACCAAUCGCUAUGGAGCGCCGCAGCGCCCAACAAAUCGAGCGAGACAGCCAGCGUCAGAAAAGUUUCGAAGCUCGACGUGCCGCCUCCCACCCCCAGUUGGCCUACGACGACGAAACCAAAACCGAAGUCCCCGACAGCCGUCCCCAGCCUCAAGCAGCCCCCAUGCGGCGUGGUUCCCACGGGAACAUCAUGGAAGCGGCUGUGUCAACCGCCCCCGAUGCGGAAAAAGACAGCGACGAUGGCGGUUUUCUCAAACGAAACAAUUCCAAAGAGAAGAAAAAUCCCGAAAUCAAUCAAGAGGAAGACAGUAAAGUGACAGAAGCCCUUCAGGGAACUCCGCGUAAGCGUCUGGAAGGCGAAAUCGGGAAGAUCGAAGGCGUGUAUAAUGUUGGCCAGCGAUCGAAGGACGAUGAAGGGAGAGGGAAGAAGAAUCCUUCAGGAUCGGCUGCGAGUUCCGAUUAUGAUAAAGCGGGACAAUCGUCGUCGAAUGCCGACUCUGGGAGAGGCAGUGCUGCGUAUAGUAGUGGGAGGAGGCCUGGAGGGCUGGACUUGAAUGGGGAAGGGGACACGGGGCAGUUGCAAGGACACUACAGGGAUCAUCACGGAGGGCAUGAUUCCGAAUGGGUGGAUAUAGUCGAGAAUGAAUUGAGGCAUAUUCUUGAGCCAAAAUUGCACGAAUUGUCGUUACAAGGGGGCGUCGGAAUUGCGAAUUCGACGCUUAGUGAGAGCAUUUCGUCGAUGACUCCGCCACUUCCGCCACUUUCGCCCGGCGAACAGUCUUCGCCCAAUGUCACUCCGAGGAAUUCGACGAGAUAUAAACCCAGCAGUUUGCCAUAUGGAAGUAAACCGGAUUAUGAUGGCUACAAGUCCAAGCUUCACACAGGCAGGGAAACGAGCGUGAAUUCCCGAUGGCACAAUAACUCCAACCAGAAACAUCGCAGUACAAAAAAGAGUGACCAUAGUACCGCCUUGAGGGGCAAACAAAUUUUUGGCUUGGAUACCACCGAUUUGACUUCAACCACGACCCGGUCGUUGGAUCUCGAGUCAAUGUUGGACGGUCAAAGCGACUCAGACGGCGACAUAAGCACAACCGAUGCCAGAGCCAUCAGAAAGCAGUUGGAGGGUUUGGAGACUAUGUAUUCGGAAGUCCUCAAACUCCUUGGCGUUAAAAAAUACAGUGGUCGUUACCAGCCUUCAGAUCCUAGGUUUAGUAAGCGGCGCUACGGCAGUAUGUCUUCGCUGCCGUCCAGCUCGGUCAGCAGUCGGCCGAUCCGAGACAAGCGGCGCGCCCACGAAGACCGGAAGAAAGUCAGAGACAUUCGGGGAAUUAACAAGCGGUUUCAAAGGCUGGAAUCGCACGUUGUGACUCUAGCGAGGUCGGUCGCUCAUUUAUCUUCCGAGAUGCGGACCCAGCAUUUAAUGAUUCAAGAAAUGGAGAACAUUCGGGGUGAAAUAGCGGCGCUGAGGACCCAGACCAACAUGCUGAAUGUGAGGUCGCAGUCGGCGUCACGGGCCGUCAACACGUCCAAAGACUUACCGACUUUGGCGAACCCCACAAGAGUCAAAAAGUUGACGAAGUUUUUUGGAGAUGAGCCGCCAUUAUUGAGACUGUUUUUACGGAAACUUGGCUAUGAGAAAUACGCAAACGUUUUCGAGAGUGAGCGAGUCGGGAUGGUCGAACUGCCUUAUCUUAGUGAAGAGCGACUUCAGAAGAUGGGGGUGCCGUUGGGCCCAAGACUCAGGAUCAUGCAGGAAGCGCAGAUUUCGGUCUGCAAGGAUAACACGUUGUGUAUAGUUUAGGGAAGGGACAGUCAGACAAUACGUAGGAAAUUUAACCUAGUUUUAAGUUUGCUAAGAAUUUUUUAAAUAUUUAUUUAGUUAGUAAUUUUAGUUGUCUGAUCUGUAAGUGAUUGUAAAUGGCGGCUCAAAAAAGACCUCGGUUUUUUUAGUUAUAAUUUUGUGUGUACUUAAAGAUGUAUUUAUACGACGAUUUUUGUACAUAUUGAAAUAAACAGUUAAGUUAUUGCCAAUAAUACCAAAGAUUUGUUCUUUGUACUUUUCUACGUGAAAUAAAACAUAAUGGGUUUUGUAACAAACGCUUUUAUUUAUUUUUUCAAUAAAAGACUCCAUAUACAUAUUAGAAAUUUAGGCGUAACACCUAACGCCUGUUGCAAUACGAUAAUUUAAAGGAACUAAGCUACAUGAAACCAACUGGGUGAAGUCCUUCUCCAGACAAGUAGAAAGCACUAUAAGGCCUGUUAUUGAUUACAUAAUUUAGAAUUUGUGAUUGGGAU